Felis catus (domestic cat) is the source of this 2243-nucleotide messenger RNA. It is a transcript of the gene ALDH3B1, whose product is annotated as aldehyde dehydrogenase 3 family member B1. Gene Ontology annotation, cellular component: cytoplasm. Gene Ontology annotation, biological process: aldehyde metabolic process. Gene Ontology annotation, molecular function: aldehyde dehydrogenase (NAD+) activity. The transcript has 13 exons. Bases 187 to 1734 code for a protein of 515 amino acids. The record is from RefSeq and is a predicted model, not a curated record. Lineage: Eukaryota; Metazoa; Chordata; Mammalia; Carnivora; Felidae.
GACAGGCAGCGGCCGGGGGCUCCAUCCCACGCAGAGGACGGGGGCCCCGCAGCCCAUCACCCCGGUCCCAGCUGGCUGAAGCCUCCAGGGACCAGAGCAGGUGUGGGCCAGGAGACCUCUCCUGCCCCCCAGGCACCCCUCGGUCCCUCAGUCCAGAGUGACCAACCUGCCGGGGACGCUGUCAGGAUGGACCCCUUCGCGGACACGCUGAGGCGGCUGCGGGAGGCCUUCAGCGCAGGGCGGACGCGGCCGGCCGAGUUCCGGGCGGCGCAGCUCAGGGGCCUGGGCCGCUUCCUGCAGGAACACAAGCAGCUUCUGCAGGAGGCGCUGGCGCAGGACCUGCACAAGCAGGAACAUAGCCAGCCUGCACCCGCCUCAGGGCCUUUGCACAUGCUGUGCCCUUUGCCUGGAAGAUUCUGCCUCCAGUCAGCCUUCGAGUCGGAAGUGUCUGAGAUCAGCAUCACCCAGAGUGAGAUCAACUUGGCCCUCAGGAAUCUGAGGGCCUGGAUGAAGGAUGAGAAAGUGCCCAAGAAUCUGGCCACGCAGCUGGACUCGGCCUUCAUCCGGAAGGAGCCCUUCGGCCUGGUGCUUGUCAUCGCCCCCUGGAACUACCCUGUGAACCUGACCCUCGUGCCCCUGGUGGGCGCCCUUGCCGCAGGGAACUGCGUGGUGCUGAAGCCAUCGGAGUUCAGCAGGAGCACCGAGAAGGUCCUGGCUGAGGUGCUGCCCCGAUACGUGGACCAGAGCUGCUUUGCCGUGGUGCCGGGCGGGCCCCAGGAGACGGGGCAGCUGCUGGAGCACAAGUUCGACUACAUCUUCUUCACGGGGAGCCCUCGGGUGGGCAGGAUCGUCAUGUCUGCCGCCGCCAAGCACCUGACGCCCGUCACGCUGGAGCUGGGGGGCAAGAACCCCUGCUACGUGGACGACGACUGUGACCCCCAGACCGUGGCCAACCGCCUGGCCUGGUUCCGCUACUUCAACACCGGUCAGACCUGCGUGGCCCCCGACUACGUCCUGUGCAGCCCUGACACGCAGGAGCGGCUGCUGCCCGCCCUGCAGAGCGCCAUCACCCGCUUCUACGGCGAGGACCCCCGGAGCUCCCCGAACCUGGGCCGCAUCAUCAGCGACAAGCACUUCCAGCGGCUCCGAGGCCUGCUGGGCUGUGGCCGCGUGGCCAUUGGCGGCCAGAGCGACGAGAGCGAGCGCUACAUCGCCCCCACGGUGCUGGUGGACGUGGAGGAGACGGAACCCGUGAUGCAGGAGGAGAUCUUCGGACCCAUCCUGCCCAUCGUGAACGUGAGGAGCCUGGACGAGGCCAUCGACUUCAUCAACCGUCGGGAGAAGCCCCUGGCCCUGUACGCCUUCUCCAACAACAAACAGGUGGUCAAGCGAGUGCUGGCCCAGACCAGCAGUGGGAGCUUCUGCGGGAACGAUGGCUUCAUGCACUUGACCCUCGACAGCCUGCCUUUUGGAGGAGUGGCACGGCUCGGAAUCUGCCUACGAGCUCACGCGGGGCAACCUCGUGUGUCCCCUUCAUUCCACGGUGCCAGUGGGAUGGGCAGCUACCACGGCAAGUUCUCCUUUGACACCUUCUCCCACCACCGCGCCUGCCUGCUGCGCUGCCCCGGGAUGGAGAAGAUCUACUCCAUCCGCUACCCGCCCUACUCACCUCGCAAGCUGAGGGUGCUGCUGAUGGCCAUGGAGGCCCGUGGCUGCAGCUGUACCUUGCUCUGAGCCCGCCUCAGGCACUGGGGUGUCCCUCCAACUUUCAUCUGAGUCCUGCAGCUCCUGGAGAUGUGGCCUGGGCUCCACACACAAGGAGGAAAAGACCACAGCCCGGACCGGCCUUGCCCUCCUCCCUCCCGGGGCCUUCUCCUCCAGCCCUCAGCCUCCUCCCUUGGCUGCCCCCCAGCUAGGACGGGCCAUGGUGAGGGAGCAUGGGAAACAAGGCAGUAACCUGCCCUCUCCUACCUCCGAUGUAGCCACCCGUGUCCUGGGAGAGGCCGGCAGACAGGGAUGCCUCUGAGUCACCCCCCUUCCUGUGAAGGGUGCAGAAGGGGCCCCGGAGUCUGGUCCAGGCCACACCGCAGACCUGCAGCGGCCCAGGCCCUGGGCAAAAAACCUUUGCCCUCCCUCCCUGAGUUUGUUUUUCUAUCUGCACAGUGGAGGUGAUGUCUUGGCACCUUUGGAGAUCGUCAUGAGGAUUCGAUUUUGCAGUUUAAUAAAUGAAUUGUUGACCCCAA